Messenger RNA from Caenorhabditis remanei, 435 nucleotides. RefSeq lists its product as uncharacterized. The record is from RefSeq and is a predicted model, not a curated record. The coding region runs from base 1 to 435 and encodes 144 amino acids. The transcript has 3 exons. NCBI's taxonomy places the organism in Eukaryota, Metazoa, Nematoda, Chromadorea, Rhabditida, Rhabditidae.
AUGUUUCUUUUCUUCCUUAUUUUCCUCUCCUUACCUAUUUCUGGGCACACGUAUAGUAACAACAACACUCUCGAUCCUGUUUGCCAAAAAGAAUUCAUAAUAUUUGAAAUGUGUAUUAAGGAACAAUCUCUAUUACCUUCAACAACAAAUAGCUCGGAUAACGGUUCAGAUUUCGGCGAAUCUUACAGAAGAGAGCUUCAACAAGAGAUUGAUUGUGGCAAACCAAUGAACUGCUACUAUAUGCAGCUUUACAUGACUCAAUUAAACCAGGCCCAGCUUUACAUGAAUUACUAUAUUGAGCAUUUAGAGUCGUGCGUGACACCAAAAACGAACGAAGAUGAGACAAAAGAAGAAUGUGAGUCUUUAAAAAAUACAGCAAUUGAUACAUAUUUUAAGAUUUUGAUCGUUUUGCAAUUGAUGAAAAAUGUGCCAUAA